Messenger RNA from Aspergillus glaucus CBS 516.65, 690 nucleotides. RefSeq lists its product as uncharacterized. Lineage: Eukaryota; Fungi; Ascomycota; Eurotiomycetes; Eurotiales; Aspergillaceae. The transcript has a single exon. The record is from RefSeq and is a predicted model, not a curated record. Bases 18 to 374 code for a protein of 118 amino acids.
GUUAUUCUGUUGUUAGUAUGGCUUCAUCUUCACGGGCCAAUCUCUUUACUCUAAGCCCAGCACUCUUCCAAUCUGAUGAUAGUUUAUCCUCAUUCUCCCCCAUCGCCGUCUUCAAUGACUCCCCUUCCACCUCUCAUACCUCCCAUCGACCCCCCGAGAAUACUCACAUUGAAAUCAUUCAUGGUGUUGAAUAUGUCCACUUUCAAUCAAACUACUACAAGUCAUUUCUUGACUGGUGGAAAUACACACCAAUUGGUCGAAAAUGCAUAAGUGGAAAGAUUGAUGAGAAGUUUCAACAUCCCCAUUGGAACAAAUGUCAUGGAGAUCUUUGGAAACAUUUUAUUCAGCUUGCUGAUGUCACGGGCUCGGAAUAGUAGAUAUUAACGAACUGAAUUUUUAUCUAAACUCUUGUAGCCAUCGACGAGAAUAUCGAGUCUGGGGAAGAAGAAGAAAAAGAAAAUCUAUCUAGGCGAUGAACGGUCUUUAUAUACAUUUGUGUGGUGCGGCUUAAGCCCUUGUUUGCCCAUAUUGCUUGCAUGGCGUCGUUUGACAUGUUGGUGCUGUUUGUCUGGCAUUGAGCCGUCACAGCUGAAAUCCAUACAGGAAAGCCAGUUCUUCAAUGCCAGGCCUGUGAUAAAAUCAUUCAACAUGGUAUUUUCACAAAGAAUGGUGCUUCGGAAAUGAACAAGC